ACUGUCGUCCGUGGUGGCCCUGGGAGCCAACAUCAUCUGCAACAAGAUUCCUGGCUUGGCCCCGCGGCAGCGCGCCAUCUGCCAGAGCCGCCCCGAUGCCAUCAUUGUGAUCGGGGAGGGGGCGCAGAUGGGCAUCAACGAGUGCCAGUACCAGUUCCGCUUCGGCCGCUGGAACUGCUCCGCCCUCGGUGAGAGGACCGUCUUCGGGCAAGAGCUCCGAGUAGGGAGCCGUGAGGCCGCCUUCACCUACGCCAUCACCGCGGCGGGCGUGGCCCACGCCGUCACCGCCGCCUGCAGCCAGGGCAACCUGAGCAACUGCGGCUGCGACCGCGAGAAGCAGGGCUACUACAACCAGGCCGAGGGCUGGAAGUGGGGCGGCUGCUCCGCCGACGUGCGCUACGGCAUCGACUUCUCCCGGCGCUUCGUGGACGCGCGCGAGAUCAAGAAGAACGCGCGGCGCCUCAUGAACCUGCACAACAACGAGGCGGGCAGGAAGGUUCUGGAGGACCGCAUGAAGCUGGAGUGCAAGUGCCACGGCGUGUCGGGCUCGUGCACCACCAAGACCUGCUGGACCACGCUGCCCAAGUUCCGCGAGGUGGGCCACCAGCUCAAGGAGAAGUACAACGCGGCCGUGCAGGUGGAGGUGGUGCGGGCCAGCCGCCUGCGGCAGCCCACCUUCCUACGCAUCAAGCAGCUGCGCAGCUACCAGAAGCCCAUGGAGACGGACCUGGUGUACAUCGAGAAGUCGCCCAACUACUGUGAGGAGGACGCGGCCACGGGCAGCGUGGGCACGCAGGGCCGCCUGUGCAACCGCACCUCACCCGGUGCCGACGGCUGUGACACCAUGUGCUGCGGCCGCGGCUACAACACCCACCAGUACACCAAGGUCUGGCAGUGCAACUGCAAGUUCCACUGGUGCUGCUUCGUCAGGUGCAGCACGUGCAGCGAGCGCACCGAGGUCUUCACCUGCAAGUGAGGUGGCCCGCGGCAGCCACGGGCCCGCCGGUGGCCGUUUGCACACCCGCCCUGCCUCCCUGCCCGGGCACUGCCCGCGGUGGCUGAGGUGGCGGAGGAGAGGGAGCCCCAGGUGUAGCGGGGCCCCAGCCGGGCCCACACCCUGUCCCCGCCACCCAGGGCUCCUUCCUGCCUCCCCCUCCGUCACCUUCCUCAGCAG
Galeopterus variegatus (Sunda flying lemur) is the source of this 1174-nucleotide messenger RNA. RefSeq names its product wingless-type MMTV integration site family, member 7B (gene WNT7B). The coding region runs from base 128 to 976 and encodes 282 amino acids. Gene Ontology annotation, molecular function: frizzled binding; cytokine activity. Gene Ontology annotation, cellular component: extracellular region. NCBI's taxonomy places the organism in Eukaryota, Metazoa, Chordata, Mammalia, Dermoptera, Cynocephalidae. Gene Ontology annotation, biological process: neuron differentiation; multicellular organism development; cell fate commitment. The record is from RefSeq and is a predicted model, not a curated record. The transcript has 3 exons.